AUGGGAGCUGGUAUGAGAGCACCCGACAACUACUGGCAGAAGUUUGCCACGACACAUCCAGAAGUACUGCUUGUGGUGGGUGAUGCCAUGCCCAAUCAACUUGAGUUACUUGAUAGGCAGUUCUGUGAUGGAUUGGUGGGACAGCUUCCAUAUAAGAUGGGUGUCCUGAGCAUUGAAACACUGCUCAAGUUCUCAGAAGAUCCAAACUAUGAAACAGAUGAAUUCAUUGGAACCAAUGUAUUGGAACACUUGUUGAUUCCUCUCAUUUUGCCAGAACAUGUGGUCGACCAUAACUUGGUGGGCCAACUUCGCUAUGUGGGGUACACCUUGUUUGCUAUUGUGGCCAUCUUGGCCCUGGGAUUUUCUACUUGGACAUGGGUACAUCGCAAUGUGAGAGUAGUCAUGGUGUCACAGCCAAAAUUCCUUGUAAUGGUUGCACUUGGGGUUCUCAUCAUGAUCUCUGCAGUCUUGCCAAUGGGGUUUGAUGACUACUAUGAAACCAACAACGAGAGUAAAGAGUAUACCAAUGGCAGUGAUGAAAGCAGAAGUCGCCGUGGUGUUGCCAUGUGCAUGACUCCUGUUUGGUUGUUGACACUUGGAUUCUCCUUGAUAUUCUCUUCACUGGUUUCCAAAAUCUACCGAGUACACAAGCUCUUCCAGAGGGCCACAAGGUUCUCCCACUUGCCCACCAGAGAGUGGGAUUCCCUGAUUCCACUCAUUGCUCUGCUUGUGGCCAACUGCACUAUCCUCAUUUCGUGGACUGUGAUGGACCCUCUUCGGUAUGUGCGAGUUGAGCAUGAUGGAACGGAUGGGUGGGAUCAACCUGUCAGCACAUAUGGCAUGUGCCAGUGUAACAAUACAGUUGCCUUUCUGGUGUCACUGUGUAUUGUGAAUGGAUUGGUUCUGGUCUUUGCCAACUGGGUUGCCUACAAGGCGCGGUCCAUUAAUGAGGAGUUUGCUGAGAGCAAGUACAUUGCUGUUGCCAUGGCCAGUAUGUUGCAGGCAUUCCUUAGUGGAGUUCCCAUAUUGGUUGUGGUGCAAGAAUCUCCUCAAGCAUUUUACAUGGUUUCAGUCUUCAUGAUCUUCAUCACAUGUUCUGUCAUCCUUCUCCUGAUCUUUGUCCCAAAGAUUGUACUCUACCAGCACUUCUCCAAUCAACCAGAACAUGUCCAAAGAGACCAGCUUGCAAAAUCUGCCUUGACCUCUGUAGCACAAAAGAAACCCCGUACCAGUUUGAAACCACAGGAUGGACCACCAGCACUCUUAUCCGGGGAAGAUUCCUUCUCCAACCGUCCACAUGAAACAGCAGUAGUGUUGCCUUCAUGCUCCCAACAGACACACAACACUACUGGAAAUCUGGCCGAUGCUGUUUCGGAACAAGCCUUGAGUCUUGUGUCAUCAACGAGUCAAAAGAAAACGGCCCGUUUCUCAGAAGAGACAAUCCAGGCUGACUUGGAGAAAAGACCCACAGAUGUCUUGAGGAGUGUCAGUCAAAAUACAGAUUCUUGGGGUGGGGCAAGCUUGUCUGGGUGUGAGUCACUCACUGCACUUCCAACGAUAUCAAAGAGGCCAGUGGAUGUAAUGAAGGGGGCGACUUCUUGGGGUGGAGCAAACCUUUCAAUGGUCAUGACAGAUGACUCCACCAGCAAUCGUGCAGGAGAAGAUUUCAAAGAUGAAGCAGACUUCCUAACUGAGCCAGAAUCUGAUGAUUUCGUGGAAGCAUACACUAUCCCAGAAGGUUCUGAGGAUGAAGAGGUGGGAAUCAAAGAGAACUUGGAUAGAGAAGCUGAGUGA
Messenger RNA from Seminavis robusta, 1794 nucleotides. The record is from the annotation of a GenBank genome assembly. Lineage: Eukaryota; Bacillariophyta; Bacillariophyceae; Naviculales; Naviculaceae.